AAGUGCAACUUGCAGCAAAAUAUUUACAAAAUGUCCAAGAUCAUAGAAAUUCCUGUGCACACACAAAAGCUGCUCAAAUUAUUUAAAUCAAUUGUGCCAAAACUAACAAGUGGAAAGUACAAAGGACAAUAUGGACGCGUUGGCGUUAUAGGAGGCUCCUUAGAGUACCACAGGGGCUCCAUAUUUUGCGGCUAUGACUGCCAAUGAACGGUCGGGGCGGACUUAUCGCACAUUUUCUGUCAUACCGAGGCUGCUUCAGUGAUUAAGUCCUACAGUCCCGACUUGAUUGUACACCCAAUGCUAGACCGCACUGAUGCCUUAGAGCAAAUAAAGCCCUGGCUAGAACGCCUGCACGUUGUUGUUGUUGGCCCAGGUCUGGGAAGGGAUCCAAAAAUCUUAAACACAGCUUCUGAAUUAAUUAAAUUAUGUUUGGAAGCUGAUAAGCCUCUUGUGAUAGACGCGGAUGGUUUGUUCAUACUUAACGAAAAUAUUGAAUUAGUUUGUGGCAAACGGAACGUUAUAUUAACGCCGAACGCCAUUGAAUUUGAGAGAUUGUUUGGCAAAGACAUGCCAGCAGCUCGACGAAAGAUGUGCAUGCUUGGUGAUGGUGUUUUAGUGCUCGAAAAGGGAGCUCGUGAUAAAAUUCACAUUCCGCACACAAAUGAAAUAUACGCCAUGCCUGCUGGAGGAUCAGGAAGACGCUGUGGUGGUCAAGGAGACUUGUUAAGUGGAUCCUUGGCAACGUUCUUUUUUUGGUCGUUGCAGUCCAAUCAACCAAAUCCUGCCUAUUUAUCAGCCUGCGUCUCAAGUUAUUUUGUUAAACAAUUAAACUAUGCUGCAUUUCAAAAGUUUGGACGUAGCUUGGUAGCAAGUGACAUGCUCAACGAGAUUUCAUCAGUAUUUAAAACUGAGCUGGAAAGAACUGAUAACGAAUAGUCUGAAAAUAAGCAGUUCAAAUUAAUGAGGAUGCGUUACAUCAAAAAUGAUAUACAGAUAUAAGAAAGUCUAGUCUAAAAUAUAAGCAACUGUUAUUGAUUUUAAUGUUCAGGAGAUUUACAUAAAUGACAAUAUAAUA
Drosophila busckii is the source of this 1075-nucleotide messenger RNA. RefSeq names its product ATP-dependent (S)-NAD(P)H-hydrate dehydratase (gene Naxd). Gene Ontology annotation, molecular function: ATP-dependent NAD(P)H-hydrate dehydratase activity. Bases 298 to 936 code for a protein of 212 amino acids. The transcript is spliced from 2 exons. NCBI's taxonomy places the organism in Eukaryota, Metazoa, Arthropoda, Insecta, Diptera, Drosophilidae. The record is from RefSeq and is a predicted model, not a curated record. Gene Ontology annotation, biological process: metabolite repair.